UGUGUGUGUGUGUGUGUGUGUGUGUGUGUGUGUGUAAAGGGCAUGGUGGGGGCGGCGGUGCUGCGGGCUCUCCGGACCCCGCUCCCCCGGUCACUGGCGGCGGCCUCCUGCAGCUGCUCUGCCCCGGUGAAGACCCUCCUCCCGCCGGCACCACGUGUGUUGCCUCCCCCGUGGACCGGCUGCUCUGUCCGGCCGCUGCAGCUCUGCUCCGCCCUGUGUGCGGGACACAACAAGUGGUCGAAGGUGAAGCACAUUAAAGGACCCAAAGACGAGGCGAGGGGGAGGAUGUUCAUGAAGCUCGGCAUGAUGAUUAAAAUAGCAGUGAAAGAAGGUGGAUCAAACCCGGAGCUGAAUAUAAACUUAGCUCAGCUACUGGAGCAGUGCAGGAACAAGAACAUGCCCAAAGCCGCCAUAGAGACUGCCAUCAAGAAUGCGGAGAGAGCCAAACCAGUGUCCCAGCAAAUGUUUGAAGCUCGGGGGCCUGGUGGAUGUCUGCUGCUCAUCGAGGUCCUCACUGACAACAACACCCGCAGCCACCAGGAAGUUAAACGGCUGCUCAGCAAGAACGGUGGGGCGCUGUCUGACGGGGUCCGCCACAACUUCACCAAGAGGGGGGUGGUGGGGGCGGCGGGGGACACCAUCUCGGCGGAAAGAGCUCUGGAGCUGGCCAUCGAGGCCGGAGCCGAAGACGUCCAAGAGACGGAGGAUGAGGAGGAGCAGCCUCUCCUGAAGUUCAUCUGUGACACGACGGAGCUGAGCAAGGUGCGAGCCUCGCUGGAGAAGCUGGGGAUGCAGAUUACGUCUUCUGAGGUGGAGUUUAUUCCGAGUAACAUGUCCUCCAUGUCUGAGUCAGACCUUAUGAAGAGCGGGGGACCAGGAAGCAGGGGCCCUGAAUGCUGCUCGCCUCCAACCCCCAGGACGGAGCUGCUCAGUCCCUCCAAGGUGAAGGACCGCUCUCAGAACGUCACAGAGAAGGUCACGCAGGUUGCUCAGGUACUUUCUCUGGAGUCUGAUGUACUUCCUGAAUACAAACUCCAGGUGCCAGAGACAACAUGGUGGAUCUUGCUUCACUACAGCCCCUUCAAGGCGUUUUGGGACUGGAUAAUUCUCCUGCUGGUCCUCUACACGGCCGUUUUCACUCCUUACUCAGCCACCUUCCUCUUGGACGAGCACGGGGAUUUACGUCAAAGGAUUUGUGGCUACACGUGUAACCCUCUGAAUGUGGCAGACCUCAUGGUGGACGUGUUGUUUAUUGUGGAUAUAGUCAUCAACCUUCGCACGACGUACGUGGACAAGAACGACGAAGUGGUCACACAGCCGAGCCGGAUCGCCAAGCACUAUAUUAAAGGCUGGUUCCCCAUUGAUCUGUUUGCAGCGAUCCCCUUUGACCUUCUCAUAUUCAGAUCUGGCUCUGAUGAGGUAAGAACUAUGAUUAUGGCAACCUUAACAAGCCUGCUGAAAACAGCUCGGCUGCUACGAUUGGUCCGGGUGGCAAGAAAACUGGACCGGUACUCGGAAUACGGAGCGGCCGUCCUCUUCCUCCUCAUGUGCACCUUCGUACUCAUCGCCCACUGGUUGGCCUGCAUUUGGUACGCCAUCGGCUUUGUGGAAAGGCCUUACACAGAGACUGGCUGGCUGGACAACCUGGCUGAACAACUGGGCAAGACGUACAACGACAGCGACUCCAGUUCCGGUCCAUCGGUCAAAGACAAAUACGUCACUGCUCUGUACUUCACAUUGAGCAGCUUAACGAGCGUCGGGUUCGGCAACGUUUCUCCAAACACCAACUCCGAGAAGAUCUUCUCCAUCUGCGUCAUGGUCAUCGGAUCUCUAAUGUAUGCCAGCAUAUUUGGGAACGUGUCUGCCAUCAUCCAGCGGCUGUACUCAGGUACAACCCGCUACCACACCCAGAUGCUGCGAGUCAAAGAGUUCAUCCGAUUCCACCAAAUCCCAGGUUGCCUGCGUCAAAGGCUGGAGGAGUACUUCCAGCACGCCUGGUCCUACACAAAUGGCAUCGACAUGAACGCUGUGUUGAAGGGGUUUCCAGAGUCUCUACAGGCCGACAUCUGUUUACACCUGAACAGAUCCCUGCUGCACAACUGUAAGGCUUUCCGCGGAGGCAGUCAAGCCUGUCUGCGCGCCUUGGCCAAGAGGUUCAAGACAGUCCACGCUCCUCCAGGCGAUACCCUGAUCCACUACGGAGACAUCCUGGACUCACUCUUCUUCAUCUCGCGUGGUUCGAUCCAGAUCAUCAGGGAUGAUGUGGUAGUAGCCAUAUUAGAAAGGAAUGACAUCUUUGGCGAGGCUAUCCACCUGUAUGAUGAUCCGGGGAAGUCCAACUCAGACGUGCACACCAUCACCUACUGUGACCUGCACCGCAUCCUGAGGGACGACCUGAUGGAGGUGCUGGAUAUCUACCCCGGCUUUGCAGACAACUUCUGGAGGAACCUGGAGAUGACCUUUGACCUGAGAGACGCUGAUCAAGUGCCGCCAAUAAUAACAACUGAUGAUUCUGGAGACGACUGUGGAUAUCACCACAAGCCAAGACACAAACUCCACUCCCUGGACUGCAGGAUUAGACCAGAUGGAAUCGAUCAUGAGGAUUCGUACCCCCUUCAGUCCCUCCGUCAUCGUCACUCACCCUCCCAGGCCCACUGGGACGACCACUGCAGCUGUGGAUCCCCGUGCUCCCAGUCCAGCGAGGACCUGGCGACGUCUCUUGCUCACGAUGCCAAAGUCGAGCGUUAUCCUCCAGAAGAUUACCCCCCCUCUGUGGUGCAGCUGCUGCCCCCGAGUGGCACAUCAGUGGGGAAUGAAGCAGUGAUGGACAGAGGACACCAUUUAUUUUCCUCAGCUUCAUCUUUGAAUGUACCAGCGAUGUAUCGUUACUGGCCAGACCAACAGUCACAACAGUUUUCCGGCCGCACGUGGCGAUCGUCUUCUGUCCGCAACUCAUACCACCCACCGCCGUUCACAGAAGAACGGCCCAGUGAGCUCGAGUCUCGACUGGAGGUUUUACAUUCACAGCUCAACAGACUGGAGACUCGUAUGACGGCCGACAUCAACGUCAUCCUCCAGCUUCUCCAGAGGCAGAUGGCUCCUGUGCCUCCAGCUUACAGCACUGUAUCAUCCAGUACCCUCCCCUCCAACUCACCCAGCCUGUAUGGGACUGGGACGCCAGCGCUGCACAGCAUGUUUCCCGUCUCUCCCAUACAGAUGGAAGGCAGAGCACCCACACAGGUAAGGACUAACACCACAACUAGAAGGUCCCAGGAGUCUCUGUCCAGCGGUAUCCCCGUGACCGUGGCCUCGGACGACACCACGUUCAUGACCGUCACCCCCGAAACUGAGACCCGUCCGGGGUUAACUCCGCGGCCGCCCCAGCCGUCAGACAAAUCCUCUCUGGUGGAGAACCCCAGGCUCUGUGGGAGCCUCCGCUGCCCGUCGCUGCCGGGGAACCUGGACAUCAGCUCAGGACUGUCUGAGAUCCAGAAACAUCUGUCUGACCCGGUGCUGCCCGUCAUCUGA
Messenger RNA from Paralichthys olivaceus (Japanese flounder), 3528 nucleotides. Lineage: Eukaryota; Metazoa; Chordata; Actinopteri; Pleuronectiformes; Paralichthyidae. The record is from RefSeq and is a predicted model, not a curated record.